UAGCAGAAGAGAGAAAAAGAGGACUCCGACGGCGACGGAAAAGAACUGGAGUGUCCGAGGCGAUUUUGUUCGUGUGUCUCGUAGAUACCCGUUUUCUGCGAGUACACACACAAGAGUACGAGACGUGCCGACACCCACUACUUCCUGAGGAAGAUGUAGAAAAAAGCUCGAGUGAGAUAGCGCGGACUACAGAUCACGGUGUCGAGCAAGGUAGCUAGCUCGGUAGUUGGCGAUCGGCAAGAGAAAGCUACAGGACGUCAGGUCGUGUGUGCUGGAGCUUCAGUCGCGGGGACAUCGACAGAGUGCGGGGAGAGCGUAAACAUGGGCGAUGGCAAGGAGGCCGAGCGCCAACCACUCCUCAAGAGUGACAACGUCAACUACAGUAGUGGCGGCGAGGUAUCAGGAACGGAGUCUCAACCACAAGUUAAUAAUGUCGCUCCAAUUGGCCCUGAUGAACUACCUCCGUCAUAUCAAGCUAGUCAGGGUAGCAUGCACAUGGUUACCUGUCGUGUAUGUCAAGCUAUGAUUGACAUCUCUGGCAAAAGAGAUCAGCAUGUUGUUAAGUGUAACCAAUGCAACGAAGCUACACCAAUCAAAAACGCACCACCAGGGAAGAAAUAUGUGCGUUGUCCGUGCAAUUGCCUGCUCAUAUGUAAGAGUUCAUCACAGCGAAUCGCCUGCCCCAGGCCUAAUUGUAAACGAAUUAUCAAUCUCGCGCCGAGUCCCGUGACACCGCCUAAUUUGUCAAUGCCUGGAAUGUGUCGAGUCUGUUGUGCUCACUGUCAUGACACGUUUUUGUUUAAUACUUUAAAUAAUUCUUUGGCGCGUUGUCCGCACUGUCGAAAAGUGUCAUCUGUUGGACCAGACUUUGCAAGAGGACGUGGAAUUCUUUUCAUCAUCCUCGGAGUUGUUAGUUUAAUUCUUGGAAUUGCUGUAACAGUUGGAACAUACACUAUUGUGCACUCCAAUGGAGGAAUUUAUAUUGCUUAUGUUGGUGCAUUCCUUCUUGCGCUUCUGUUCUUUGGAAGAAGCAUCUAUUAUUGUAAAAUGAAGAUAAGUCUUAUUGAGGAUCCCAUGUAGUUUUAUUAAAAAAAAUGAAGGCUGUUACUAAAUAAUUUUAAUAAUAUAAUUGUAUAAUCUAUUUAGAUAAGUUUACAGUGAGUAUGAUAAUGAUGAAUUGGAACGAUUAAACGAGUUUAGUAAGUUCCCGUGCUUGCUAUUCCGAUCUGAAGUAAAAAAAAUACACUCGCUACAAAAACAACAUCUAUAUGACAAAAAAUGAUCUAUAAAUGAUUUUUAAAGGAAAUUUCAAAACUAAUUAUUUGUUAAUUGAUUUUAUUUUUGUAGAUUUUUGAUUAUUUAUAAAAGUUAUAAGAUUCAAUAAUAAUAAAUCUAAUAACUUUUUUUCAAGGCAAAAAACAUAUUUCCUAAUUCAUCUCUCUAGUAACGAUCAAGUACACCCUGAAAUGUAUGCUUCUUAAGGAUAACGUUCUUGUUACAAAAUUAAAUUAUAUCAUGUACAUUUUAUAAAAAUACGUUGUGUUUAGUUAGUUGCCUUUUUUUCAUUUUUUUAGAUAAGUAAACAGUUUUAUGUUCAAAACACAUUCUAAACGCGUUUUACAUUUUGGUACUGUAUCAAAAUAUUUAAUAAAUAUUUAUUAUAAAUUAGAA
This is a messenger RNA of Copidosoma floridanum, 1671 nucleotides long. Its product is annotated as type 1 phosphatidylinositol 4,5-bisphosphate 4-phosphatase. Gene Ontology annotation, cellular component: late endosome membrane; plasma membrane; lysosomal membrane. NCBI's taxonomy places the organism in Eukaryota, Metazoa, Arthropoda, Insecta, Hymenoptera, Encyrtidae. The record is from RefSeq and is a predicted model, not a curated record. Gene Ontology annotation, molecular function: phosphatidylinositol-4,5-bisphosphate 4-phosphatase activity. Gene Ontology annotation, biological process: phosphatidylinositol dephosphorylation.